CGACGCGACGUGGAAGAAAGAAGAAGGAAGAAGGUAAAGGGAGGAGCUUGAUGCUUUACAGUGCUUCGCUGUUCCUCCUCGCCUUCUCCGGUUCUUCCCCUCUGCUGGGAUCUCGAUAAUUGCCCUAAAUCCGGAAAGAGAAAUGGAAGAACGAAGGUCAAAAGGAAGGGAGGAAGAAGUCAGACCCCGCAUUUCCUAGAUCAUGGUGGUUUGGUGUUUUCUUCCUUUUGACUCCUGCGCGCAUCUGAGUUGAUUUCCGCGUCGUAGUGGGCGGCACCUUCUUCCUCCUCCUCCGCCUCUUCUCCUCCCUCUUUUUUAUGGUCAUUGACUCGUUCUUGUUUGAUUACUUUUUUCUCAUCAGAGUUCAUGGGCACGAAAUCUCUGUCGCCCUCUGACUCGUUCUUGUCCUGUGGCUGUUUAUACUCUAUCUUCCCUGUUUCUCUGAGUUAUAGGGAGUCUGGUUCCAGCUAAAUCUGAUUUGUUCCGCUCUGGAAUUCCAUUUUUGGUAGCCAAGUUGCAAACUUUGAUCUGUUCUGUGUUCGGUUCUUCGUUGGAUUUGGACAUUUGGUGUUUCAUUAAUUUAAGAUUCGAUUCGAUUCGAUUCGAUUUUGUUUUCGGCUUGGUCGCCCUAAUCGAGAGAGAUUUCGCUGAUUUUUUUUUUUUGAGCUUCCUCGCGGUUGAGAAAUGGGGAAGAAGUGUGUCUGGGAAUGUUCGUGAGCUUCGUGUUUUGCGGAUCUCGGGGCCGCGAUCGUUUCCCAAAGUGCAGGUGCCGUCGAAUCUUGUCGCGGUUCGUCUUCUGAUCGAAGCUGAGAGAGCGGGCGGCUGUUUGGGAUCGACAUGGGUUGCACGGGAUCGAAGCAGCUACGCGGCGGGCGGAGUCCCGGUGUCGUCGGGCGUAGCCAGUCGCUUCCCGUCCAGUUGGCCGGCGGCAGACGGCAGCGGAGCGGGGACGGCUACCACGACGUCUCGCUCACAUCCUCCACCCUCGGCUUGCUGAUGCUCGACCAAGGAGACCACAGCUCCGACGACGAGGUAACGGCGAAGAUCUCCGCCGGACACCAGGUAGCAGCGGUGGCGGCGAUCAAGGCAGGAAACGCGAGGGAGAUCGGUUGUUGCCACGAUACUUGGUCCGAGAUGAUCGAGCGGCGGAUCCCGAAGACGCCGACGAUGACCCCGCCCAAUGAGCCCGAGGUCAUCAACGCAUGGGAGCUCAUGGCCGGCCUUGAGGACGCCAGCCCCCUCCUCCUCCUCCCUCCCGCCGCCCACCACCGCUCCUUUUCGUUCCACACCGUCCGGGACGCCCACCGCUCCUCGCCUGACUCCGAGUUCACCAGCAGCUACUCGCCCAAGCCGGAGUGGAUGGAACUCAGCCCCGAUGACUCCGUCUUCUCCGAUUUUGACACCGAGAUUUUGUCCGCCUUCCGCGAAGCCCUAACUCAAUCCCCAAAGAGGGAAAUGGAGGAGGAAGAAGACAAGAAGAAGCCCUCUCUCAGCGUUGUACGAGCGAGGAUCAAUGAGUUCCAGCAAAAGAUCGACGCGAAGAAGGCGAGCAGAAAUCCUACUUCCGCAAAGGUGGCGCCUUCCUGCAAGUGCCCGCCCGGCGGCGAGGGGAAAGUGGUUUUCUACUUCACCAGCCUCCGCGGAAUCCGCAAAACCCACGAGGACUGCCGCACCGUCGACACGAUCCUCAAGGGCUACGGCGUCCGCGUCGACGAGCGGGACGUGUCGAUGCACGCCGGGUUCAAAGAGGAGCUCGUCGGAAUACUAGGGCCCGGCUACCGGCUGCCGCGCGUCUUCGCCGACGGAAGCUACAUCGGCGGUUCCGACGAGGUGCGGCAGCUCCACGAUCAGGGGAUAUUGGGCAAGCUGUUGGAGUGCUGCGAGAUGGCGCCGCAGGGGAAGGGCGGAGGCCGCGCUAGCGGCGGGGAGGUGGGGUGCGAGUUGUGCGGCGACGUCAGGUUCGUCCCCUGCGAGACCUGCUCCGGAAGCUGCAAGGUCUACGUGGAGGAAGAGGAGGAGGAGGAGGAGGAGGAGCUCGGCGGAGGUUUCCGGCGAUGCCCGGAAUGCAACGAGAACGGGCUCGUUCGAUGCUUGCUCUGCCGUUAAAGCCCGCUCAACGUGUUCGACGUAUUUGAGUCUACAUGUACAGUACGGAGUCGGUACAAAUUUCAUUUUACCCCUAGUUAUUAUUGUUUGUUUUUCAUUUUACCACUCGACAAUUAGAAUAUUAUAUUUUGUCCUCAGAUUGCAAAAUUGAAAUACAAGCACACUCUCCGUCUCUCCCA
Zingiber officinale is the source of this 2285-nucleotide messenger RNA. RefSeq lists its product as uncharacterized. The transcript has a single exon. The coding region runs from base 838 to 2106 and encodes 422 amino acids. The record is from RefSeq and is a predicted model, not a curated record. Lineage: Eukaryota; Viridiplantae; Streptophyta; Magnoliopsida; Zingiberales; Zingiberaceae.